Messenger RNA from Funneliformis geosporum, 211 nucleotides. The record is from the annotation of a GenBank genome assembly. Lineage: Eukaryota; Fungi; Glomeromycota; Glomeromycetes; Glomerales; Glomeraceae.
AUGAACUUCCGAAUAAUACCAACGAUUCAUCAAACUAAAAAUACUCGUCCCAAAAGAACAUAUAAAAAAUGGCAAACGUUAGAUCCUCCUUCUAAUGAUCCCUCAGACGAUUCUCCUUCUAAUGAUCCCUCAGACGGUCUUAAUGAACUUCUGAAUAAUACCAACGAUUCAUCAAACAAAAAUACUCGUCUCAAAAGAACAUAUAAAAAUG